AUGCCAGAACCAACAGCAACCCAACUUCCUUUCGAGCCCAUGGCGAACCACUUCGUAUCAACGUCGGAGAUUACAGUUGACGGCAUCGAGACGAAACUGCAAGCAGCCAAGAACAAGCUCAAGGCCGCGUUGCAGCAGCACCACGGAUCCACGAAGAAUCCUGAUGUCAUGGCGGCCGUUGACGAGUUGGUUGCUAUGAACCCCACCAAGAACGCCGUUGCUUCCCCUCUGCUUCUUGGUGAGUUUAUCGCGCAUACGUCUCCUGACUUUCCCGGUCGUAUCAAGCCAGCUGCGGGUCAAGAGACUGUUGUCCAGUACACGAUGGGUCGCCUGUCCUUUGGCAUCUUCCAGCCCCAUCAUUUGGUCUGUACCAUUCGCUCGGUCCGCAACAGCAUCCUCGAAUGCGAGGAGGAGGAUCUCCAAGUGGACGGUCAAAAGACCUUUGUCUAUCCCAUCCAGAUCGAUUUGACCAUUCACACUCCCAAGGGUGAUUUGCCAGCGACCAUGUGUCAUUCCGCACUCUGUUAUGUCCUCCCCGACCAUGAGAACCGUCUUGGCGUGACCUUUCGUGGAGGCUCCUUGACGCCCACCUAUGAAGUUCGGUCCGACCCCAAACGAAUGGCGGUCUGGGAAGAAGUCUUUGACUCUGCGUACUCCAAGGCGGAACAGGAACGAUCCUUGAUGGCAUCUGUCCUCCAGUACAUCUUCAAGGCCGUCUUCCAGCUAUCUACUCCCACCGACGAAGAUGCCAAGAAUGACAAGCAGCAUGCUGUCAAGUUCGACAUGAAGCGAUCUCCUCGGGGCUACUUGGACGUCCUCUACCUCGAUGAAGACAUUCGAGUGACUCGCGGAAAUCGAGGCACCAUCAUUGUCGUCGAACGUGUCCCGUCGUCCACCAAGAGGGUCUUUCGCCAGGCACCAGCCUUGAACUGA
This is a messenger RNA of Seminavis robusta, 933 nucleotides long. Lineage: Eukaryota; Bacillariophyta; Bacillariophyceae; Naviculales; Naviculaceae. The record is from the annotation of a GenBank genome assembly.